AGCUGGAUUACUUGCUUUUCCAGGAUCUGCAAAUCUGCACUGACAGCAAGCCAGCAGAGGAUGGGAAAAGAGGAGAACGAUAAAAUUGAUAUUAGAAUGAGCCUGUGUUUUUCAUAAACGUGAUGGAGGGUUGCUGACAUAACAGUAAGUGGUAGAGUAUGGGAUCCUACCCAUCAAAGAGCUCUGGAUGGUACAGAUAUGUUGAAAUUCACAUUUCAAGGAACAGGAACUUUGUUUUUACUCAAUCAGAGCACCUGGAGCCGCUGGGACAUCACGGUGCCAGUCAGAAGGCUCUCCUGAGUGCUGUCCAGCUCGGCAGUGAACAUCCUCACAAACAGUCAGAAGCUUUCCAUCUGCGACUGAAUGCAGAAACCUGGAGGCAUCUACAAGACCGGGAAGAGCCCUAGCCCUUUGUGUUCCCAUAGGAGCUACUGGAACGCGGCGACUUCCUCGGGAAACGUAGGAACGAGCUCUACCGAAGCAGCGGGCGCACACCAAGCUGCACCCAGGCAUGAUGCCAGGAUUCCCUCUUCUUCUUCCGCCGCCCAAGGGCGGCUCUCCAGAGCCCUGAAAGAUACAGAGAUGCAGACAUCAGCCGCCCCGGGUCACCGUUAUUCCUAUGGCAGACGCCGCACCACGCUGCCUGCCCAUGCGCAGUGAGGGAAGGUCGGCACGGCGCCGUGCCGUUUCCCCUUCCGGCCGUACCCGGUCUUCUGUCAACAUGGCAGCGCUGGGCGGGUGGCGGCCACGGUGUCUGUGGGCGGCAGCAGUGGUUGCGCUGGCGUUGGCAUCAGAGGCGGCUUUUGUGGAGGAUCUGGAUGAAUCGUUUAAAGAAAACCGUAAAGAUGAUAUUUGGCUUGUAGAUUUUUAUGCACCAUGGUGUGGCCACUGCAAGAAAUUAGAGCCUGUGUGGAAUGAAGUGGGUAUAGAAAUGAAAAACAUGGGCUCCCCAGUGAGAGUUGGAAAGAUGGAUGCAACUUCCUUUUCUAGUAUUGCAUCUGAAUUCGGAGUGCGAGGCUAUCCAACAAUUAAGCUCUUAAAAGGUGACUUGGCAUACAACUAUAGAGGACCUAGGACCAAAGAUGAUAUAAUUGAAUUCGCUAAUAGAGUAGCAGGACCUCUUAUCAGGCCACUUCCUAGCCAGCAUAUGUUUGAGCAUGUGCAAAAGAGGCAUCGUGUAUUUUUUGUAUAUGUUGGUGGGGAAUCUCCUUUAAAGGAAAAAUACAUUGAAGUUGCUUCAGAACUAAUUGUUUAUACAUACUUUUUUUCUGCCUCAGAAGAUGUGCUACCUGAGUAUCUGACCUUGCCUGAACUACCUGCUGUUGUUGUAUUCAAAGAUGGAACUUACUUUGUGUAUGAUGAGUAUGAAGAUGGUGAUUUGUCAUCCUGGAUAAAUCGAGAAAGAUUUCAAGGUUAUCUUACUGUAGAUGGUUUUACAUUGUACGAACUUGGAGAUACAGGAAAACUUGUGGCUAUUGCAGUAAUUGAUGACAAAAACUCUUCAGUGGAACAUACGAGACUGAAAUCAAUUAUUCAGGAAGUUGCAAGAGAUUAUCGGGAUCACUUUCACAGGGACUUCCAGUUUGGCCAUAUGGAUGGAAAUGAUUACAUCAAUAGCUUAUUGAUGGAUGACUUGACAAUUCCUACUAUCGUUGUUUUGAAUACCUCCAAUCAGCAGUAUUUUCUACCAGAUAGGCAUAUUGAGAACACAGAAGAUAUGGUUCAGUUUAUUAACAAUAUCUUGGAUGGUACAGCUGAAGCACAAGGUGGUGAUGGAGUUCUGCAACGAAUCAAGAGAAUAGUCUAUGAUGCCAAGUCUACUGUAGUGUCAGUGUUCAAGAGUUCACCACUUUUGGGAUGCUUUCUCUUUGGGCUGCCCCUGGGUGUCAUCAGCAUAAUGUGUUAUGGAAUCUGCACAGCUGAUACAGAUGGAGGUGUAGAUGAACACGAGGCAGUUAAAAAGGAAAACAGCGAUCGAGAGCUCACAGAUGAUGGCAGUGAGGAGGAGCAAGAGGAGGAAAAAAACGGAAAAUAUGAAGAACUAUCAGAUGGAGAGCUUAAACAGAAAGACCUAUUGGAAAAGAAAAAGGACUAAUGUGUUGAACAAAAAAUCUCUAGAAUUUCCAAAUAGACUUAUUUAUUGAAAGUAGUCAUUUAUUGGUGAUCUUCAUGAAAGAGGACCUUUUUGUGUCUGCAUUAAGGUAGUUUUGACUUGCAUGUGUUUAAAUUUUCUCAGAUAUUGACAGGAAAAAGAGCUGAAAUAGGGAUGUUCUCUCAAUUGUCUUUAAUAAUUAUCAAAGGAAUAUGAAGGAACUUGCAGGUACUUUUGGGGAGGUUUUUUAUUGUUUGUUCCUAGAACAAUGAGAUAAUGUUACUUGACCUUAGUAUAUUUGAUGAAAUGAUAAUGAUACAGCCCAGCCAAACACUCAAAAUUAAGUCUGUAUACUAAGAAAAUUCAAGAGAUCUGUAAAUUCUUUCAGAACCUUGAUAGUUAAAGACAUGUUACGGUUUUUCCAGGAACUCACAUGUUUUAUUGUUGCGCAUUAUUUUGGAAAAAAUAAUUUUUUGUUAUCAAGUUAAAUGUAAAUUGUUAUAAACCAGAGGACUGUUUUAUUAUGUACUAAUGUAAUUACUGGCAGUCAGGAAUAUCUCUGUGAUAUACAAUAUGUUAGCAGCUAAAAAUUAUUGGAGAACUACAUUUUAAAACUUUCCAACAAGGUUACGUGUUAAAUUGUUUUAUGCUUACAUAAACUUCUAUUACAAAUGAUCAUUUGUACUAAAAGUUUUCUGAAACUGCAGUACAACUUGAUAAAGGAUGACACAAGCGCUCUAACUAUUUUGCCAAAAUCCCACAUGACAAGUUUUUGACUGAUGUAAACAUGUUUACAGUGUUUAAUUUAGAUUGUUACAAGUCUUUGAGGUGGUUGGUGUUGAUACUACUAUUUGAGACUGUUACCUAGAGAAUUAACAGAGCAUAAUAUUAACUUUCAUACAAAUUGAUCAGUAUAAUGCAUUUUUAUUAUCUGUUUAGUCAUAAAAGUCACUUCUAAUACAGUCUUGUGAAAAUGA
Molecule: messenger RNA, 3069 nt
Organism: Phasianus colchicus (ring-necked pheasant)
Lineage: Eukaryota; Metazoa; Chordata; Aves; Galliformes; Phasianidae
Gene: TMX3
Product: thioredoxin related transmembrane protein 3
Cellular component (GO): endoplasmic reticulum; cell surface
Source: RefSeq, a predicted model, not a curated record